AUGCCAUGGGAGGAAAGACAAACUACACAAAAAAUAAAAGAAGGAGAGCCCGUUACCACAGCAAGCGAUGAAGACGAACAUUCGGAUAUCAAAGUCGUUAAUGAGCUAGCCACAAUGGAAGACGAUGCGACGUUGCCCUGUCUUACUCUUCGUACGUUGAUCGUUGGCUCAGUGAUCGAAUGGCUCAAUCCUGGUCCCUUCAACGUCAAAGAGCACACGUGCAUCUACGUUCUCGUCUCGGCUGCCAACACAUCCGCUUAUGCGACAUACAUCUUAUCUGCACAAAACCUUUACUACAGUGACCCCCCGGGUGCGGCUGGCUCGAUAUUCUUGCUCUUUGCGACUCAGAUUGUGGGGUAUGGUAUUGCCGGCCAACUACGCCAAUUCUUGGUGUAUCCUCCGGAUAUGAUUUGGCCCACAUCAUUACCGACUGUCUCCUUGCUCCGUACUCUAAACUCAAGCAAGUCCGAAGCGCGAUGGAGAACACGCUUCUUUUUUAUUAUAUUUGGAGGCAUGUUUGUAUACGAAUUUAUCCCACAAUACCUAUUUCCAUUGUUGGGCGGAUUUUCUGUCCUCUGCUUGGCCAACACCUCGUCGGUCUGGUUUCAAAGACUCUUUGGCGGCCUGGCAGUCAACGAAGGUUUGGGCAUCAUGCAGCUCAGUUUCGAUUGGAAUUAUCUGUCAGCCAUGAACCCCUUGGUCUUACCACUAUGGGUCCAAUUGAAUGUCUUUGGCGGCAUCUUGCUCAUGUGGUUCCUGUAUCCACUCAUCUACCACUAUGACGUCUGGGAUGCACAAAGGUUUCCUUUCUUGUCCAAUUCAAUUUACUUGUUCAACGAAACGUCACAGCAAUCUGAAGUCUAUCCACAGCAUUUGGUCCUGAAUCCGGAUAAUUCGCUAAACAGAACCAUGUUGGAUCAGGUCGGGCGACCUAGUUUUCCUGCAACAUCGGCCAUCAACUACGUGUUCAUCAAUUUUGCUGUAACGGCGUCGAUUACGCAUGUUGUGUUGUAUUAUGGCAAGCGACUAUGGAGAAACAUGCGCAAUACGCGGGAUCAUUUCAAGGAAGGCAAGAUGGAUAUACAUAUGCGAUUGAUGUCUGCAUACAAAGAGGUGCCUGCAUGGUGGUACUAUACGAUUUUUGUUAUUGGCAUUGCCUUGAAUAUCGGGAUCGCUUACGUUAAUCACAGCCAAUUGCCCUGGUGGGGUGUAAUUCUGGCAAUCGCUAUAUCAACUGUCUUGUCACUUCCACUGAACUUAAUCACGGCCGUUACGGGGCAAGGAUUUGGGCUGAAUGUUUUUGCCGAAAUGAUAUGCGGUUUCAUCCUGCCUGGUUUGCCUGUGGCCAAUAUGUAUUUCAAGACACUGGGCUUCAAUACAUUAAGCCAAGCUGGACUUAUGGCUAAUGACCUGAAGAUCGGCCACUACCUCAAAGUACCACCCCGUAUAGUCUUUUUACAUCAAAUCCUCGGCACCAUUCUUGGCUCGUUGUUCAAUUAUAUCGUCAACGAAAGCGUGGUCAGCAACGAACGAGAGAUCUUAUUGAAUCCAGUUGGCAACAACGUCUGGAAUGGUGCUACUCCACAAACCAUCAAUUCAGCCGCUAUCACUUGGGGUGCCAUUGGACCUAUGGCUAUGUUUGGCCCCGGCACACGGUAUUAUAUUGUCUUGUGGGGCUUUAUCAUUGGUUUCUUUUUACCACUUCCCUGUUGGCUACUGCACAAACGGUUUCCGCUCAUGGGAUUCGACCGCGUCAAUAUCCCCAUGAUCCUGGUCGGUCUCUGCACGUUACCCGGUGCAGCCACAUCUUAUAUCACAAUUGCACUCUGCUUGGUGGUGGUGUCGCAAUGGUAUCUGCGCCGAUACCGUAGAAAUUGGUUUAUCAAAUACAACUACUUGGUAUCGACAGGCUUAGAUUCGGCCACUUCUUUGAUGGUUUUCUUUGUAGCGUUCGCUUUACAUGGUGCCGCCGACGGUGUUGAUCAUCCGUUUCCCAUAUGGUGGGGCAAUCGUCAAGGUAAUACCAGAAAACAAAAGUCUACAUCUAGUGGAAAAUCUCCUGGUACACGUGACAUGAAGCUAACCAGUGUUUUUACAUAUGUAGAUGCAAAAUAUCUCGAUUACUGCUGUCUCGACUGUAAUCAAUAG
Molecule: messenger RNA, 2148 nt
Organism: Zychaea mexicana
Lineage: Eukaryota; Fungi; Mucoromycota; Mucoromycetes; Mucorales; Lichtheimiaceae
Product: OPT family small oligopeptide transporter
Exons: 5
Coding region: 1-2148 (715 amino acids)
Biological process (GO): transmembrane transport
Molecular function (GO): oligopeptide transmembrane transporter activity
Source: RefSeq, a predicted model, not a curated record